ACCGUCUCUUAACAGACAGCAGGGGCCAUGUUGUAACUUAUGUAGACGAAAGUUUUCGAGGAAGCAUACCGUCCAGACCUGGGUCCUUACUUCUCUAAGUAGAAGCAGAAACAUCACGACUCGAUUGACUGAAUUAGAAGAAGAUGAACUCCAGCAGCUUCCUGGUCGCAGUGCGGAGAGGAUGCAGGCUCACCUUCAGACGUCCUCACCUUCUGUUACCUGCUUCUUCUUCCUCGAUGGUUCAACUCUGUCUGCAGUCUACACAGCCCGUCCCUGCAGCCAGGCUGCCCUGCAGAGUGAAGGUGACUGCUGGGAAACGCUACGCCUGGUGUGCCUGUGGACACAGUCAGAAACAGCCUUACUGUGACGGAGCUCACAGGACAAAAGCUCCGAGCAUCUCGCCUUUACGCUUCACCCCUGAAAAGGACCAAACGGUGAUGCUGUGUGCCUGCAAACAAACCAAAAACGCUCCGUACUGUGACGGCUCACACUUUAAGGUCAUCUUCCAGGACGUGGUGAAGUCGGUGAAAGGAGUUUUUAAAUGAACAGUGUUGAAGACGCUACACCUGGAGACCUCGGAGCAGAAACUGUCAAUGACAUGAAACGGAGAAGAUUUAUGUAACGCUACCUUGAUCGUGUUCAAGCUGACCUACAGCAGCUUCAACGUCUGAUUUAAUUGUAUCUCUGAUUUGUUAAUAAGCCUGCACGCGUAAUUGACUUGAACUCUUCAUUUCAGGUUAUCAGGGAUCUGCAAAUUUGUAUGAAUGGUUAAAAUUUAGUAGAAAAACAAAAUAUGCUUCAUGCCUUUUUAAGAAUCAUGUAUUUGUGUUAUUAUCUUUGUCCUAUUCUAACUGAUAUAUUGACUGUAUAAAUAAAAGUGUACAUGUUUUUUCAUGUAUGAAUGUUUAAUGUAUUAAAAACAGUUGUGUUGUCUGACACAUAAAUAGCCAUAUUUUUAACUGUGCCAACUGACAUGUCAUGUAUUUGUAUUGGUCGAUCUUAAAAUAAAAUCAACUGUGUUUCGAUGUA
This is a messenger RNA of Labrus bergylta (ballan wrasse), 1029 nucleotides long. RefSeq names its product CDGSH iron-sulfur domain-containing protein 3, mitochondrial. The record is from RefSeq and is a predicted model, not a curated record. Gene Ontology annotation, cellular component: mitochondrion. Lineage: Eukaryota; Metazoa; Chordata; Actinopteri; Labriformes; Labridae. Gene Ontology annotation, molecular function: 2 iron, 2 sulfur cluster binding.